Selaginella moellendorffii is the source of this 408-nucleotide messenger RNA. Its product is annotated as cytochrome P450 76C1. Gene Ontology annotation, molecular function: oxidoreductase activity, acting on paired donors, with incorporation or reduction of molecular oxygen; monooxygenase activity; heme binding. NCBI's taxonomy places the organism in Eukaryota, Viridiplantae, Streptophyta, Lycopodiopsida, Selaginellales, Selaginellaceae. Bases 1 to 408 code for a protein of 135 amino acids. The record is from RefSeq and is a predicted model, not a curated record. The transcript has 2 exons.
AUGGCUCUCACAGAGCUACUUCUUCAUCCACAAAUCUUGGCAAAAGCCCAGAAGGGAUUGGACGACGUGAUCCCUGCUAGUAGCGCCAUCGUGAGUGAGGCCGACAUUUCCAAGCUCAAGUACCUCGUCGCGAUUGUCAAGGAGACCCUGCGCAAGCACCCUCCGGCGCCACUCAUGGUUCCACGCGAAUCCACCGCCGAGUGUAAGCGAAUUCAAUGCGGCCGUGGAACUCAUGACGUUUGGCUUUGGCCGGCGAUCCUGCCCGGGUAUGAAAUUGGGAAUGAUUUCAUUCUUGCCAAUCUUCUCUACAAGUUGAACUGGAGAACAACGGAUGGUAAAGAGGUGGACGUCGGGUUCACGCUCAUGCGGGCUCGUCCACUUGCAUUGGUUCCACUUCUCCGCAAGUAG